This is a messenger RNA of Pygocentrus nattereri (red-bellied piranha), 1889 nucleotides long. It is a transcript of the gene cnfn, whose product is annotated as cornifelin. Bases 98 to 451 code for a protein of 117 amino acids. The record is from RefSeq and is a predicted model, not a curated record. NCBI's taxonomy places the organism in Eukaryota, Metazoa, Chordata, Actinopteri, Characiformes, Serrasalmidae. The transcript is spliced from 4 exons. Gene Ontology annotation, cellular component: cornified envelope.
UGUAAGAGUUCUUUUCCGUCCUAUUUGCCGUGCUGGCUCUGAGCGCCCUCACUCACUGAGAUCUACGGCCUGAGAGUCACCCGAAGCUCCAGCAGCAAUGAUGGCGUAUCAGGCAGAGGUGAUCAGCACUCAGCCGCAGGUGACAAUCACCAAUUACACCGUCACCACCGGCUCCUCUGACUGGAGCUCCAACCUUUGUGAUUGCUGUGACGACUGCGGCAUCUGUCUCUGUGGGACGUUUCUUCCGUGUUGCCUGGGUUGUAAUGUUGCACAGGAUCAUGGUGAGUCCUGCUGCCUGUCAUUCCUGCCUGGAGCUCUGGUUGCUCUGAGAACCAGCAUGCGGGACAGAUAUCUCAUCAAUGGCUCUAUCUGUGAUGACUGGAUUGUUAUGAGCUGCUGUGCGCCUUGUGGACUCUGCCAGAUGGCUCGAGAGCAGAAGAUGAGGAGCUAAUGGGUCAAAAGUACAGAGGAAGGACAACUGAUGGCUGCACAAUGAAGACAAGGACUCUAUAUGUUGAUUAAUGGAUGGAUAAUAAUUGGUCACCGACAUACUUUAUUAAUGCAGUAUUGAUGAUAUUGGUGUUGCAGUCACCGAGAACACUGUAAGGCUGGACUUGCAUGGUGAAACUUUCACACAACUAGUUGUGCGAUGUGAACUGCAGGAAACAUAAUGCUUGUGUUACUUCACAGAUGAAACCAUUCAAGCAGCACACCCACCUAUUGCACUAGGCAGCAACAUUAGCAGGUAGUAUUUUUCAUAUAUUGUAUUGCUAGGCCUUCGGUAUGGGCUAUAAAUGUCAACAGUUGGUCAAAAAAUGAAAAGACCUUUAUGCUAAAGCUUAUUUCUCGCAGCCCUAAGGGAUUUCUAACACUAAAGCUAACACUUUGGCUAAGCUAAUGAUUUUGGCCAUUCUAUACACUUUUUUUAGAAGUUGCCAAGACACAUUUGAGCUUGUAUGUAUCAGUUGUACAGUGACUCUUUCAGGCAUAGAGCUGCCGCCACUGUUUUCAAUUCCUAACAACUAACCCUGGUUACACCUGGUUAGACUAAGGCUCAUAUUCACAGCCUGUUACAUAUCUUGAACACCUGGAAGGUCUACAGCUGGCGUUCUCAAUCUUGUGGCCCACAAACAAGUGAACGAAAUGUUGCAUAGAAAACAUAAACAUAACUAGCUAGCAUAUUGGCAGACCAAUCGACUAGCUCUAACAAUAUAGAAAUAUUUUUAUUUCCGCAAAUAAUUAUAACAAUAUUAUCAUGUUUAGUGUCUAUAUUGUAAUGAAUCUUUGUGGCUUGACCAAAAAGGCAACCCUGCUUGUGACAUCCCGUAUUAAUAAAAUAAUGCAUGGUCAUGACUUCGUAAGGCGUGGGGAUGAAAUCCUAAUGCAUAGCCAUCACUUGUUCCUACACCUUACUAAGUCGUGGUCACGCUUUAGGAUCUUGUUCCCAUGCAUUAUUUUUAUUUAAAUGGGAUGUCACCAGCAGCACUCCCCCCCAAGAGUGACAUUUUUCUCAUAAAUGCAGUCCCACUUUAUGCUCCCAGUAAAUAUGCAACAUUAUUUCAGCUAAAAUGCUACAUUAUGUAUCUCCAUUUUGAUUGGUUGCUUCAUAAAAGCUGUUUCAAGGUUCAAAUUCUGCAGUUAAAAAAUAAUCUACAUUUAGCUCCGUAAAAGCUAUAAUGUUGUGUGAAAAUCUCACCAUGUAAAGCAGCAGAAAGAACGAAAUUGCAAGUCUUUUUUGUCACUUGCAAUCGUACAAUUUAGAGCACUUAUUAUUCAUGUAUUAUUAGUAUUGUGUUAUUAUUAUGAAUGUAUUAAGUGUCAAACGAUGCACAUUUAGCCAUUUAAAUCGCAAUAAAAUGUUUGUUUGAGCAUGCUCUGUGUGUGAGUCU